UUAAUUGUCAGUCAGACGCAGACGCAAUGAGCAAUAUUUUAUUUAUUGCCAAAAUAAGUUCAUAAUUAUAAGUUUGCAUUUUCUUACAAAAGAUACAGCGGGCAAUGAAAAUAUAGUUAAUAAAAUAAUUUUAGGUUCACCAACCAAACUUACUCCUGUGUGUACCAACAAUAUGGAUGUGGACUUACUGCGACCGGGCACUGUGCCCAUAUCUCCAGAUACAAUCCUUUGGUUUGAAUUUCUCCUAAAUCAAGACCUCUUAAAGAAGCAUCUUAGUAAACCAAAUCCAGAACCAUCUCACUGUGAUUUAAUUGAAGAAUUCCUGUCAGUGGAUACUAAAAAUGCCAACUCUAAACCUACCAGUGAACGGGCCGUUGAUGUGGAUGCUCCGCCCAGCCCCCCGUCAUCAACCACAUCCAUCAACCUUCAGUUUACUAGGAAACAGCUGGCACUUAAGAUUCUAGCUCUCAAAGUGGCUGCUAGUCUUCACUGGAAUUUAGAUAUUCUAGAACGCAAACUACCACCUCAGAUUCAGCAACAACUUAUGCAGGAUCUAGUUUACAUGGCAUCAGAUACGGCAUUCGCUAUUCCACCCCAGGAGUUCUCAGCAGAACUUGUGGAAAAACCUCAAGUGCAAUUUGCCCUUACUCUGUACCAUAGAUGGAUUCUGCGGUUCCCAGUCAAGGCUGCCUUAUAUUCUAAAUCCAAUAAAAUGUCAUACAUUCAUAUGCCUGGGUUGCAAACAGAAGGGGCAUUCACACCAUUGAAUCAAAAUUUCGAGAAAAUACUCAGAAUGUCUGAAGCGACGCGUAUGCAAAGUAUCCGUUACUUAGAGGAAGUAUUGUCUCAUUAUGAAUUGUCUUUGCCAGCUGGGCGCAAAGAACCUAAAAAAAUAAAAAUACCAAGUAUGGAUGCUUUUAUACACCUCACUGAAGAUUCUGAUGAUAUGAACCAUGACUGGGAUGCGGGCGAUAUCCUCAUCAGCCAGUAUGAACUAGCUAUGCAAAUUCAUUUUGAUCUCUGCUAUAAUUAUUUCUUUUAUGGGCAGCAUGAUUUAGCUGCCAAACAUAUUUUAGGCUGCAGAGAGAACUCAAAUCAGUUAGAAAGAGAAAUAACUGUUUAUGGAUACGGUACUCACAAAAAAAUUCCUUGGGGUGAAUUCUACUACGCCAGUAUGACAAAUGAAGAGAUAAUUGGGUACAUCAGGGCCUUAAAUUUGGGUUAUGAGGUUCUCAAUGAGGAACCGUCACUCUUACAAAAGUUACAGGAAUCUAUUGCCAAUCACUAUACAGGCAUCAUAGCUGUUCUUCAAGCUGACAAUAUCAAGAGAGAAAUUCCAAUGGUUCAUAGACAAGUAGUGGAAUUAGACAUACAGGGCUCUGCUUCUAGUGGAGCCUUCACAGUAGCGAGAGAUCUCUUGAAUAGAGUAUCAGCAUUGAAUGCAGUAAGGUAUGCUCUAGAAGGUGGUUUGCCAUCCACUCACCCAGAUUUUCUGAACAAGUUUAAAACUGUAGGCAUAAAAUUCUUUGAUCUAUUAUUUUGGGCUCUUGCGCCCGUUUUAGUAUCAGAGCUAUCUGAAAAAGAUUGGACAAAUUUAAGAAUGUUUUUCCUUCAUUUGGCGACGUCUCAAUGUAGAGUGCCAAUUGAUAGGAUAGAUGAAUAUUUGAAGAAGCACGUCGGCGAAAGUGCUGAAAAAAUACGAAAGAAGUUGAUUUCUGACGAAGAAUUACAAACAAUCAUAAAUGAUCCAAUUCAUAUGGAUGAUGAAACCAUGGACAUUCCACAAGAGCUACUUUCAGAUGACUGGGAAACACCAGACUUUGAUUGUAAGUCUGUACCCGAAUUGGAAAUGGGAAAGCUGAAGAAGCGACUUAUUGAAGCGUCUACUGCCGACGAUGUUCGCAUGUGUCUAGUUAAACUAGCGAUGAUGGCGCCGGCGUCUCCAUUAUGGAAGCUUAGUCCUUCUUGGAAACCGGCAGGUGGCUUGGGAAAUGCCUUGAUUGCAUUACCGAGGGGAUUUUUACAAGAUUUUGGGUAUGUGAUAUCAGGGGCGGCGCGAGCAAGAGCUGAAGCUGGGUGUGCACGCGUCGCUUUGUCUCUGUUAUCAGUUUUAGAAGGAGAAGUUCGUAACCAACUCGGGACAGGAACGGACAACGUACUAUAUCGACUGUGCCGGCAGUUGUCGUGGGAGGUGUUGCUGCUUCAAGUCAACGUGAUGAUCAGCGAGUGGCCUCAUCACCGACUCAAUUUGACGGCUCUGGCGAACAAAUGUAAAGCUUGCAUCGCUGCUUCCACAUCUAACGAUGGAAUUGUACCUCGAGCACAAGUUAUAGAAGCAUGCUGGACGGGUUUACUGAACGCUUGCGAUUGGGAGGGCGCGGGCGCCACGACGGGCCCCGGCGAGCUGGCUGCUGCGCUCUGUGCCGCUUGCUUCGAAUUGCAGCGCGGGAAAGCUACCAGAAAGUUCCCGAGGCCGCUGUGGGACUAUGCAUUAGCAGCAUAUAGCAACUGCUCCAACGGUCCAGUGAAGAGAAACGCGGGCGGUUUGCCGGCACAUUCCCGUGACGUGCCCAACGCCGCAACGGAAGCUCGCAACGCAUUCAACGCCUUCCUCGCCACACUCAGAGAACCUUUAGCUAUAAGCGUUAUGUUCUCUCUCCUCGCGAGAUUACAUAAUCUUCUAAUAGAUGACAGCUCUUUGGAACUCGUAGUGGAAUACACGUCGUUGUGGCCCUCAAACUUAUCUAAUACAAAUAACUAUAAUGUGAAGCAUAUUGUUGAAUCUCUUACGGACAUGCUGGAGCGGAGUUUGAAGUUGUACCCGUACAAUACUUCGUGGUUGCGGCUCUACGGCGACGUGGAAAUGGCGGGCGGGCGGUGGGGCGCGGCGCUGCGGCGCUACCUGUGCGCGCUGGCGGCCGCCACGUGGCACUUCUCCAAGCGCGCCGCCGACGAGGGCGGCACGGCCCGGCGCGCCGCGCGCUGCUGCCAAGCGCUGGCCGCGCCCACGCAGGCCGCCGCGCUCUGCCAGCUGCCCGACGAGCCCGACUACACCACCGCCUUCAAGUGUCUCGCGGAGAAGACUGGCAACGCCGCAGAUGCGAUGGACGCGUAUUACGGUUGCCUGUGGGACGGCACUCUACUAGAAGUGGCGGUCGCCUUACACGCGCGGCGAGGAGAAGGCGGCCGCCGGGCUCGUGCUGUGAAGGCCGCAGGAGCCUUAGAACUAAACGCCAACAACAGCGAAGAUAUUCAAAGGGAAGCGGCCGCUACUCGACGGGCGAGAUUUCUUAGAGCCCUUACUAACCAAUACGUAGCCUAAUACUUAUCUGCAAAUAUUCGGACUGGACUCAAUACAAACUACGUGGGACAGGAGCCCUAAGACAGCAGUAACAACAGUAAAGGUAUACAAAUAGAGAAGCUCCCGCUACUUGAGACUUCUUAAGACCCUCAUAAACGUUGGUGACGCAAGAUAUCUUUUUUGUAGAUUUUUACAAAACAAUUUGACUCGGUAUAAGCAAAGUAUCAGUUCUCAAAACUAAUUUAGUACUGAAGAAUAAAAGUGAAGAUAUUUUAUCAAAGCGAACCCUAGGUCCAACGAAGCAUAGUGGCGUAUUGAAUUGGAGAAAACUUCUAAGCUUUAAAUAACUUCAAAACAAAAAUUACUAGGAACAUUAAAUAAUUGCUAUCUUUAUUUUUAACAUAAAUAAUAAAAGCGAUAUUCUCCAAGUAUUAUAUUCUUGUAUAUAGAUAGGUACAAUAAAAAAAA
Messenger RNA from Amyelois transitella, 3769 nucleotides. RefSeq names its product integrator complex subunit 8 (gene IntS8). The record is from RefSeq and is a predicted model, not a curated record. Gene Ontology annotation, biological process: snRNA 3'-end processing. Lineage: Eukaryota; Metazoa; Arthropoda; Insecta; Lepidoptera; Pyralidae. Bases 173 to 3322 code for a protein of 1049 amino acids. The transcript is spliced from 9 exons. Gene Ontology annotation, cellular component: integrator complex.